AUGGCUUCCAAGAAGGAUACACUCUAUCCCAAAAUCUCUGGUAAGCCCAAAAACUUACUUGUGGAAUUCUCAAAGUACCAGAGAACCUCGAAGACUCGACGUGCUACACUCCCUGUCACCGGAACAGUAAAACUCCAUGGAACGCAUGGUGAUAUUCGCAUCACAGCAGACGACACUAUUUACGUACAAACUCGAAACUUGGAUAUUCUUACACCGGCUCUCGACAGCUUGAAAUUCCUUGAUUUGAUUCAGCCAGCUCGAACGGAAAUCCUUGCCCUAAAAAAGCAGUUCCAUGCUCGUUUCAUGAAGCUGAAUCCCAAAGCUAAGAUCAACGAUGAAGAUCCUCUCAUCAUCGCCGGCGAGUGGAUCGGCGCAAAGAUUCAGAAGGACGUGGCAGUCAGUGCAUUGCCAGACCGAUAUUUUGUCAUCAUUUCCGUUUCGAUCAACAACGAAUGGCAGCCGGAUGAACCAUAUUCAGAUAUCGAAAAUGAAUCUAUUAACAUUUUAAACAUCUCUCGGGGAGGAUUUUACCACGAAACCAUCGAGCUGAAGAACCCGGACCAAGCAUUCACAAAGAUGCAAGCUCUGGCCAAUGAGGUGGAGAAAGAGUGUCCUUUUGCGAAGACUUUUGGCCUCAUCGGCCUUGGUGAAGGCAUCGUCUGGAAACCUGCUGCGCCUCUUUGCCAUGAUGCAAAAUAUUGGCUCAAACUAAAGGGUCCAAUUUCCAUGGGAAUUGUAGAGGCUGGGCCGGCCGCCCGCAUGCCACAGCGAAGCAAUCUUAUCGUUCCUGUGUUUGCGGCUCCAACCCCUUCUCCUGCAGCAGCGAAGACAGCUAUACCAAAUCGAGAGAUAAGCAACGCGACAUUGCAACGAAAUAUCGUUGGUACACCGAUAUUCUCAGCGUCACCUUCCUCAUUUGCAGCGGGUAGAGCUUCCAGCAAGCCACUGGGCAACCCGCUUUCUUUAGAAGGUUUGAGUCCCAAAGAGUUUCCAUCGAUGUCAGCUCCGCCUUCUGUUGCCUUAAGCAAAACACUCAAUUGGACUAUAGGCACAACAAUACCACCCGAAGGUUCUGGCUUGAGAGAAUCUUCAAUAGCAUCUACAUCUAUACCACUGAGGAUUAAGAAGGCUGCAGGCGAAAGUUCGGAAGAUUACAGAUUUGAUGAAAAUGGUACUUCAUCGCCUUUGUUGCUUAGGCAGAUCAGCGACGUGCCAUCAGAAUUUCAAGGCUCUAGUUCAGGGUCAUUGGUAGCGGGAAAGACUGAGAAUAUGGAACCCCAAAGUCCGGGAACGAUCAGAACCGUUACACGUAUGCCAUUAGCAUCAGAGAAUGUCAACUAUAUUUCACCAGAGAAUGCAAGACUUCUCGAGACACUCAAAUCGGCGCCGGUGACACCUGAAAUGUUCAAACAGGUCAGAUCGGAGAUCAUGAGCCUUAUCCAAACGAGCAGCCCUGAGAAACUACCAAUUGUGUCCGAGAAGGAAAUCGAGCAUACGCCGGAAGUUUCCAAGUCUGAACAGAGCGUGAUCUCUUCUCCUGUUGCCCCCGAAGAAACCGCUUGUGAGUCAUCAGACGACGAUGGCCAGGAAGAAGGCGGCUGGCCUAUGCCAUCGUUCAGGAAGAAAACCCACAAGAAAAAAUCCGAGAACAUGUGUCUCGUUCCUGUGAUCACAGUCACCGAGGUGGUCGAAGCCAUCGAAUCAGAGCAUGUGCAGCUGGGGUCUGUGCCAUCGAAGGUUGGAGAUGACAAUGAAGAGUCAUCUGAAACUACCAAACCGGCUUGCCCACCACUGAUUCUCAAGAAAAUCGAGGGACCAGAGGUAAUAGCGGCCAGAAACUUUGCGAACGAAGUAAUUUGGGAGAGAAGAUUGGAGCAAGGAUGGCAAUAUCUUAUCGAGAAGGGAGAACGUACCGAGAGACAAAAUGCAGAAAAGUUGCUAGAUUGGUUAUGGGAAGACGUGGAGGUAGAGGAGGAAGUAGAGAUCGAGGAGCUUGACCUUAACGUGGCUCUCUUGAAGAAAGAGAUUUUUAAGAUCGGCAGAGAUUGGUUCUUCGAGCAUCUGGCUCUCGAGGAGCAGAAUGAAAACUGGGGUGUUGGAGCAGCGCGUUAA
This is a messenger RNA of Botrytis byssoidea, 2112 nucleotides long. RefSeq lists its product as uncharacterized. The record is from RefSeq and is a predicted model, not a curated record. NCBI's taxonomy places the organism in Eukaryota, Fungi, Ascomycota, Leotiomycetes, Helotiales, Sclerotiniaceae. The transcript has a single exon. The coding region runs from base 1 to 2112 and encodes 703 amino acids.